GUGCUGUGGUCUGGGAUAAAAGAUCUCAAUGCCCUUAGAGGGCUCCUUCCUGCCUCCUCUCAUCUGAUCUUAAUCUCCUCUGAAGUGAUCUGAUACCUGUUUUCCUCCCCACUAGAUUUCCACAUUUUCCCUUCUCCCUACUCAGGGCGGCUGUUCCUCAUAGUUUCAGUAGCAGAAGCAGCAGCAACCACUCCUACUGGAGGUGGAAGGGAGGGAAGGGUUAGGGGCAGGUCCAGUUUUUCCUGGUAGUGGGAGGGAAGGAACGAGAGAGGAGGGGUGAUCCUGGCCCUAACUGUGAGUUGCUUCUCCUCAGUGGUCAGGCAGGCUCAUGCACAGACACACUUUGCUCUGAGCUAGCUCUCUCUCUCUCUCACUCACUCUCACCCUGUCUUUCUCUCUCACUCUCCCACUUCCCCUUUCUCUGGGUUGUUUGUGUUACUUCAUCUUUGUCUAAUGUGUGAGAGCAGAACUUAGGGAAUCUUUCCUGCUGCUGCUGUGGAUCUGUCUUUCUCCGCUCCCCCCAACCCCCUGCCCACACACACAUCUAGAUUUCAGCCUUAGUGUGGCAGGAGGUAACCAUGAAUCAGGAAACAGGGGUUUCGCUGAAGUGCUGUCUUGAGCCUGCAAUGAUGAGGACUUGGAUCGAGCCCGUGGUGGCCGCAGCUCAAGCGGCUGCCUCUUUCUAUGACACGGGGCUGCUGUUGGUGGUGAGGAAUUAUUACAACCAGUCGAGCUCCAACCAGACCGGCAUCUCCACCUCAAGGGGCAUCCGUGAAGAUGUCCAGCAGAAAGCCAUCUCCAACUUCUACAUCAUCUACAACCUGGUGAUGGGCCUGACCCCCUUGCUGUCCGCGUAUGGGCUGGGGUGGCUAAGCGACAGGCACAACAGGAAGAUCUCCAUCUGCGUUUCCCUCCUGGGCUAUCUGCUCUGCCGUCUGCUACUGCUCCUCCAGAUCCUGCUGGACUGGCCCGUGGAGGUGAUGUACGGGGCCGCGGCCGUGGCAGGGCUGUUGGGGGGCUUCUCUGCCUUCUGGUCUGGGGUCAUGGCGCUGGGGUCGCUGAGCUCCUCUGAGGGCCGCCGCUCUGUCCGGCUCAUCGUCAUUGACCUGAUCCUGGGUCUGGCAGGCUUCUUUGGCAGUAUUGCAUCAGGCCACCUCUUCAGUCUCUUUCCCGUGGGCCACAACCAAGGCACAGUGCUGGCGGCCUCCAGCGUGGGUUGUGCCGCCUUCGCCCUCCUCUACAGCCUCUUUGUGCUGAAAGUCCCUGUGCCAGAGGCCAAGCCCUGCCGAGCCAACAUAGUGGACACGGUGGCUGGCACUGUUGGCACCUACCGCACCCUUGAUCCAGAUCAGCCUCCAAAGCAGGGAGCAGCGAGGGGAGAUUCUCCCACUGAGAAGGCACUCCAAAAACCCAUCAUAGCCCUGCUCUUCAUGGGGGCCAUCUUGUACGACCUGGCAGUGGUUGGCGCAGUGGACGUGAUGCCCCUGUUUGUGCUGAGAGAACCUUUGAGCUGGAACCAUGUGCAGGUGGGCUAUGGCAUGGCGGCCGGCUACACCAUCUUCAUCACCAGUUUCCUGGGGGUGCUCGUGUUCUCCCGCUGCUUCCGGGACACUACCAUGAUAGUGAUUGGGAUGGUGUCCUUUGGGACCGGCUCCCUCCUCAUGACCUUCGUCAAAGAGACCUACAUGUUCUACACCGCUCGUGCUGUUAUGCUGUUUGCUCUCAUCCCCAUAACGACAAUUAGGUCUGCAUUAUCCAAAGUAGUAAAAGGAUCGGCCUAUGGAAAAGUAUUUGUGAUAUUGCAGCUCUCAUUGGUAUUGACGGGCGUGGUCACUUCCACAGUGUUCAAUGAGAUCUAUCAGCUCACCAUGGACAAGUUUGUUGGGACUUGCUUUGCCCUGUCUUCUGUCAUUGGAUUCCUGGCUAUCAUUCCCAUCGGAAUUGUGGCCUACAAGCAAGCCUCCUGGCCUGGUUAUUGAGAGAUCCCAGGAAAUGAGUGCAUUUCCAGGUGAAAGAUGUGGCUGCUGGUAAUCUACACAGACUGGAGAAUCCUUGGAAAAGAACAGAAUGAGCCCAGGGCCCUGGAAAUGAAUGGCCUAGUGCCUCAAGAAAGUAAAGUUCAGCUCGGCCCUGGACCACAGGAGGAAAAGGACUGUCCUGUGAAGCUGUGGUUACGCACUUCAUUGUUGGAGGCACUAGAUUUGAAAUGUACUGCAUGGAAGGUAUCUACCAAACCUGGAGAGUAACAGAAAUUCACUUCCCUAGGAAGGGUACAUGAUUGUUUAGAGCACAGAGUAGAAUCUCUCAACUUUCCAGAUUGCCUCAGACUGUGGCUGGAAGCACACACUCCUCACUGCCAGUUAAAAAAUCUUUGAUGCACUAAAGUAUAACCCCAUACAUGUUUAAUCUGCUUAACAUACUGUCCAGGCUGCACUUGAAAUGCCAAAUGCUAUGGUCUAAACAGGGAAGGGAAAAGGGAGGCUGGGUGUUGUGGGGAGGUGAGGGGGAUUAUAAAUCCUGACUA
Molecule: messenger RNA, 2524 nt
Organism: Tachyglossus aculeatus (Australian echidna)
Lineage: Eukaryota; Metazoa; Chordata; Mammalia; Monotremata; Tachyglossidae
Gene: SLC46A2
Product: solute carrier family 46 member 2
Exons: 4
Coding region: 579-1979 (466 amino acids)
Biological process (GO): transmembrane transport
Cellular component (GO): membrane
Molecular function (GO): transmembrane transporter activity
Source: RefSeq, a predicted model, not a curated record